GCAUCUACCUCGCCCUCUACAGCACGACCACCGCGAACCAUUUGGCACGUUAAAAAAUGGCGGACUGCACGGAGAGUACGGAGGACUUCAAUGGGCCCAGGCCGCCGAUAAUCAUGAAGUUCGACGCACCGGAGGAAACCAGUGAAAACUCAGCUAAUGACAAAACUGAGGAACAAUCAGUUGAGGACAGUUCCAAGACGCCAUCCUCGCCCUACUCCAACUCCGCCCCCAAAAUCCAUAGUCCAGUACUGACAGCCUCAAAAUUCGGCAACUCUUUCGGCAUAAGUGAAUUCCGUAAAUUAUCGUCCUCAGUUUUGAAACCAUCGAGUCUUCUCCGGCCCUCCCAACUGACUCCAUUAGCAACAAAUUCUCCCAGCACAUCCCUGACGUCCAAGGACUCAUCGAAUCCAUUCACUAAAGUAACAGACGGUGCAUUAUUCGAUGAAAACGGCGAGGAGGCCACAAAAUCGAGUGAGGACACCGCAGAGACUAAUAGCGAAACGAAGAAACCAGAGGAGGGCCCAAAAUUCCUGCCCCUGGGGACAAGCUCCAAGGAGCACCAAGACAACAGUGUAAAUAGUGCAGUGACAGCCAACUCGUCGGCCUCCAGCUUUGUCUUUGGUCAGAACCUCAAGGAGAGGGUGACUGUGACGAAACAGAAUGACAACGAUAAUACAGAGAAUGAAGAGCAGGAGGAGACCAUCAAGGAAGAAAAGAGCAAUGAGAAUGGAGCCUCUGAGUUGCUGUUCUCCAGUGCCGCUGCCGUAUGUCGAAGCACUAGCAGACCUGGACUCACUCUGACUCAGGCCGCCCAGGAGAUCGAGGAGGCUAAUCGCGCUAACAAGAGGAAGUACAAUCAGGUUACUCCACUCACAGGAGAGGAAGAGGAGACCAAUGUUCUUCAGAUCAAUUGUAAACUGUUUGCCUUCGACAAGGCAACUAGCAGUUGGCAAGAGCGAGGGCGAGGUACCCUCCGGUUGAACGACCGUGACGAUGAGUCUCGGCUCGUUGGGCGUGCAACAGGAACUCAACGACUCAUAUUGAAUACUAAAGUAUGGCCUGGAAUGACAGCUGAACUCGCUGGACCAAAAUCACUGAGGUUAACUGCCAUGGAUGUUCACGGUGACAUUAGAAUUUUCAUUGUGCAAGCCGCCCCUAAAGAAGUCGAUCAGCUGCACAAUCUUCUAAUGCAACGGCUCAAACGUGCAAAGGAACGUCAGCCAAAAAAACUGGCCACUGAACACUGACAAUUGAUCACAAUUUUUAUUUGUUAAAUGAGUGAUACAAACGUACUCGUGGUGUGACCAUUAUUGACUGAUAAUGUUGGCUGAUAACUUAAAGUGGAUUUACUGAUGUGCGAUUCCAGUUUCUUUUAGUUUUGCGAGUUCUUGGACUCGUAGGAACGGGGGGAAGAGGCAAAAUGGAACAUGAGAAACAAUGUGUUGAAACAGGUGGUAGAUUUUUUUUUAAUGAGAUCAAUUGGUGGAAGAGUUAAACAACUCACAAAAGCUUUAUCUCUUAACAGAAAACAAAAAUAAACAAUUCGAGUAGACCUUCUUCAAGAUUAAAUUUGUUCUUGAGAAAAAUGCUCUAUGGCUCUUCAAUUCUGAGAUCCUUAUCGAAUAUUACCUAUCCAUUUAAUUUGACUUCAGCUGGAAGCUGUUAAUUAUUAAUAAUUUAUCCCAGGAACGAAUGAUUUGUUCGAAAAAUGUCGAAAACUUUAUUUUCAAGGAAUUUCCGAAUAAUAGGGUUUUUUUCCACGUCCGAAAACACCACACAUUACGGAGAUCAUUUUGGGGUAAAAAUUUGAAAAUUGUUUCGUCAUCAUUGAUUUAAGUACAGAACUUUUUAAUGUAGUUUUUGAGUUUGAUCAUUACAAAAUAUUCGAUUUUCCAUUGCUUUUUGCCUCUGGUUAUUCCCUAUUGACAGUCUUUUACACGAGAAUUUAAAAAAAUAAUCAUGGAAACAAAUACACGUGGAUAUGUCUGUGAAUAGAGUGGAAGAAUCAAUUGGAUGAUUUGGAGACAUGAACUUUUGGAGGAUUUAUCAGAACACACGUAGCAUAAUAAUAAAUUAUGUAUAGUUCUUACGGGUAAUGAAUGUUUUUUUUUAUUUUUUAUGGAAAUUUUAAUUUUCCCCCCCAUCAUUUCGUGAGAAGAGUCGACAGAAGUGAAGUUUAUCGAUUUAAAAAGUUUUGAGCUAAUGUACAAAUUAAAUCUAAAAAUUUGCUGAGAAAUGAAAUUGAAUAAAACUUGAUAAACCGAA
This is a messenger RNA of Diachasmimorpha longicaudata, 2265 nucleotides long. RefSeq names its product ran-binding protein 3 (gene RanBP3). The record is from RefSeq and is a predicted model, not a curated record. Gene Ontology annotation, biological process: protein export from nucleus. Gene Ontology annotation, molecular function: GTPase activator activity. The coding region runs from base 57 to 1247 and encodes 396 amino acids. Lineage: Eukaryota; Metazoa; Arthropoda; Insecta; Hymenoptera; Braconidae. The transcript is spliced from 5 exons. Gene Ontology annotation, cellular component: nuclear pore; cytoplasm.